AUGGAGCGGGGCCUGGCCCUCCUGCUGGCGGGGCUUCUGGGGCUCCUCUCGCCAGGCCGCGCCCAGCCCCUGCACGUGGAGCCCCCGGAGCCCGCGGUGGCCGUGGCCCUGGGCGCGUCGCUGCAGCUCACCUGCCGUCUGACCUGCGCGGGCCGCGCGGCCGCGGUGCAGUGGCGGGGCCUGGACACCAGCCUGGGCGCCGUGCGCUCGGACGCGGGCCGCAGCGUCCUCACCGUGCGCAACGCGUCGCUGUCGGCGGCCGGGACCCGCGUGUGCGUGGGCUCCUGCGGGGGCCUCACCUUCCAGCACGCCGUGCGGCUCCUCGUGUUCGCCUUCCCGGCCCAGCUGACCGUCUCCCCGGCAGCCCUGGGGCCUGCUGACCGGGAGGUGGCCUGCGCCGCGCACAAGGUCACGCCCGGCGACCCCAACGCGCUCUCCUUCUCUCUGCUCCUGGGGGGCCGGGAGCUGGAGGGGGCGGAGGCCCUGGACCUGGAGGUGGAGGCGGAAGAGGACGAGCCCCAAGAGGAGGAGGACAUGCUGUUCAGGGUGACACAGCGCUGGCGGCUGCCGCCCCUGGGGACCCCUGCCCCACCUGCCCUCCACUGCCAGGCCACGAUGAGGCUGCCCGGUUUGGAGCUCAGUCACCACCAGGCCAUCCCCGUCCUGCGCAGCCCAGCCUCCCUGGAGCCUCCGGACACGACCGCCCUGGAGCCCCCCAACACGACCAGCCCGGAGCCCCCCAAUACUACCGGCCCGGAGACCGCCAACACAACCGGCCCGGAGCCCCCCACCACGACCGGCCCGGAGCCCCCCAACACAACCGGCCCAGAGCCCCCCAGCACGACCUCCCCAGAGGCCCCUGACAUGACCACACCGGAGACCGUCCCCCAGCAGGGCCCCACACACAGCCCCAGGCGCCCGGUCUCCACCAGGACCUACCGCCCUGCUGUCUCCCAGGCUGCGCCCACACAGGGAGAAGUGAUCCCGACAAGCUCGUCCAGCCCUGCGGGUGACCGGCUGUCGGCGGCUCUGUGGACCAGCAGCGCGGUGCUGGGGCUGCUGCUCCUGGCCCUGCCCACCUAUCGCCUCUGGAAACGCUGCCGGCACCUGGCUGAGGAUGGAGCCCACCCGCCAGCAUCUCUGAGGCUCCUGCCCCAGGUGUCGCCCUGGGCUGGGUUAAGGGGGAUGGACCAGGUUGGGAGUAGCCCCUCGUGAGUGGCCAGCCCUUCCCCCUGCGAAAGAAGGGAACUGCUUUCAAGCUGGAAACUGCUCAGGGAAAACCUGUUCGAUUCAAAGUCAUCCCUCCCUCUGAGACAGAAAGCAACGUUUCGUCUCCCCCACCUGCGACCUGGAAGCCCCUCCCUGUUCAAGUGGUCCCCGCCUUUCCAGAGGGGACCUACCUACUUCUUUGUACACACACUGAUGCCUUUUGUUUCCCUCAAGUGCAGAAAACCAAGCAGUGCCCGACAACCCUGGGCACCUGUCAGCAGGACUGCCCGAGGCUGCGUCACGGGUGCGCCUCCUUCACUCUGGCAAAUACACCUCCUAAAAGGACUGACACUGGGCGUUUUUCUCAGUUGACACCCACCCCGUGGAGAGGAGAGGUCCGAGGGCUCUCUGGACAGCUAGAGGCUGACUGUGGGCCCGUCCUGACGGCUCUCGUCCCUCAGUCCAGGGCUGGAGAAUAAAGAGCGUUUCGU
Messenger RNA from Saimiri boliviensis boliviensis (Bolivian squirrel monkey), 1700 nucleotides. NCBI's taxonomy places the organism in Eukaryota, Metazoa, Chordata, Mammalia, Primates, Cebidae. The record is from RefSeq and is a predicted model, not a curated record.